Messenger RNA from Glycine soja, 1073 nucleotides. Its product is annotated as stress-related protein-like. The transcript is spliced from 2 exons. Lineage: Eukaryota; Viridiplantae; Streptophyta; Magnoliopsida; Fabales; Fabaceae. Bases 277 to 879 code for a protein of 200 amino acids. The record is from RefSeq and is a predicted model, not a curated record.
UUAACGUGGAAGAAAUAGCGUCAGCCCUCUCUCACAAGACUUGGUUCAGCACAGUUAGGAAAAUAUAUAAAGAAACGCGUUUUGUCGUCCCAUUUUGAGCAUAACUCUUUGUUUCCCACUUGACCCCUAAAUUCGUGCCCAUUCCCACAACUGCACAUUCUUCUUUCUAUAUAUUCCAAAUCCCUUUUCCGAUUUCCACCAAAAUCUAAACCGAAAUUCCCAAUUACCCUUCCCAAUUUUCACCAAAACCUAAUACUCCCACACCAAUCUUCGAUCAUGGACGCCGAUUCACAACCUCAACAACUCGAAGAGAGAACAGAGGAGCAAGAACUGAAGUACCUGGAAUUCGUGCAAUUCGCGACCAUACAGGCUCUGAUGCGCUGCGCCAUCCUCUACUCAUACGCCAAGGAGCGCGCGGGUCCUCUGAAGCCCGGUGUCGACACCGUGGAGGAGGCCGUGAAGACCGUCGUGGCUCCGGUCUACGAUAGGUUCCACCUUGUCCCCGGCGAGGUCCUCAAAUACGCGGAUCGGAAGGUUGCCGAGUUAGACAGCCACGUUCCCUCCAACGUGAAGAAGGUCUCCUCCCAGGCCUGCUCCGUCGUCUCUGAAGUCCGCCGCGAUGGCGUCUCCGCCUACGCCAAGACCGUUUACUCCAAGUACGAGCCUACGGCGGAGCAGUGCGCAGUGUCUGCAUGGCGGAAGCUCAACCAGCUUCCGCUCUUCCCUCAGGUGGCCAAUGUUGUGUUGCCCAAGGCUGCCUAUUGCACCGAGAAGUACAACGAGGCGGUUGUUUCCUCUGCUGAGAAAGGUUACAGGGUUUCUGCUUAUCUUCCUUUGGUGCCUACUGAGAAGAUCGCCAAAGUCUUCGGUGGAAACUGAUCUCGAUCUAUUGCGGUUUUGAAUUUCUUAUUGUUUUUACUUUCUUUACAAAGUGUUGUUGCUAGUUGCUACUGUUAGUGUGUGAGUUGGAUUGGAUAUAUGAUGAUGUGAAUGUUCUGUUUUGUUAAUUACUAUAUAAUAAUAUAGAAUAAUGUUACUCAAUGCCAAGAAAAAAAGAUUAAACUCCCUGAAAA